This is a messenger RNA of Porites lobata, 5193 nucleotides long. NCBI's taxonomy places the organism in Eukaryota, Metazoa, Cnidaria, Anthozoa, Scleractinia, Poritidae. The record is from the annotation of a GenBank genome assembly.
AUGGCGGAUGGUGGUGCUCCAUCAGUGUCUUGUGUUGGGCAGUCCAGUGUUACCCAAGGAGGUCAAAUGCAGUUUUCUAAAGAGUGCACCACUACACAAAUUACUAUGCCUGAGUCGGAGGAUUACCAAUCUAUUCACGAAGCAGGUAAGGACCGAGACCCUACCACUGUAUGUGUACAAUUGCGUCCUUUGAAAAGUGAUAAUAUAUAGAUUUAGCCAGGGUUAAAAGCGAAGCUCCCAUUAAUAAAUUUAUGAUUCAAAUCAAACAAUAAACUUCAAAUAAUCCACAAAUCAGUUAACUUAAGGGCACAUAUGUGACUUUUCAGGGAAAGCUAAGGCUAAGUGAUUUUAGAGUGAAAAAAAAUCUUACAUCGAAUUGAUAGCCGGUAUAUAUACACCCAAAAAAUAGCAAUCAUGGUCGAUCACAUUUAAGAGCCAUAAUAGCUCUUGAUCACAGUAGAUUAGGCCUGGAAAACGAAAUCAUGGAAAAAACAAAUCAGGCCGAAUUGUUUGCGUUCGACAAGUUUACUUAACAAAAUCUUGGCAACAACUCUGGGAGCGUGUAAACCAACAUUUCAUACUUUUUAUGCAUCACAUCUAGGUGAAACAGUAAUAUGAGGCGCUGUUUUUAUCAUACAGACCUCAGAUAAAAUGCAGUAUUUCACAAUUUUUCAAGACAAAUUGCACUCAUUCAAUAUUCAGAACCGUACGAAGCACGCGUGGGCUUUUAGCAAAACCGUUCAAAAAAUUUCCAAAAAUAACCUAGACGGCCAGCCGGUUGUCACUUUUGACAAACGCCAAAUUUUCAGUGAACAUUAAAAGAGUUACGCUUCAACAUAAUAAAGAAUUUAUUGUUUAUUUUUUUUAUUUAAUGGUUUUAUAACGAUGUGUAAUCUUAAAAACCGUUUGAUACGCGCGGCAUUUUGAGUACUCCUGCAAGCGUUGUCUAUGAACGACUGAAAACAAACAGCAAAGCGAUUAAAAUUGCAAGAGACUACUAACAAUCAAUAAAAGAAAUGUAAUUCGGUGAAACAUUUACAGAGACAACAAUUUACAUUCACGAAGACAAGUAUUAAAGCGUCUCUAAAAAUCCUGAGUCUUUACGCUUAAGCCUAAAGCUUUUAGCCGGCUUCCUGGUGUUUACUGUUUUCAGAGAUGAACUCGAGGCAAGAAAAUCGCUCAAAGCUUUCUUUCUACAGCCAAAAUUAUAACUAAAUACUCUUCGGAACGUUUUUUCAUUCUACAUCCGGAAAGAAAAUAUCGACUAAAGGCUUUUUAAAGCUCUGUAAGGUUAUAUAUACUAGAUCAGAUCAUUGUCUCAGAUCUUAAUACAAACGUGCAUAAAUUAGCCUCAUAAACUGCGCUCGACUUCAUGAAAUUAGAUAUAAAAAAACAAACAUACACUGUAUACAAUAAUUACUCAGGCUUACCUUUCGAGAUGCAGCUCUUGAAAGCUAUCAAGUAAGGCCAGAAUCGCUUGAGGGACUUUUCAACCCCGCAUCCAGCAAGGUGAAAAACGAAAACGAUGCAUCCGAAAUCGGAUUUCCAACUUUGACAACCGGCGCAUUUCCCAACCAAAAAUUCAAUAAACAAACCAGCCAUGAAUCAAAGAAGACUGUUGAUAGCAGCUGUAUUUCAUUUUAAGCACCCAGUGGAAAAAGACAAUAAAAAACAUCACAAGUUGACAAAAUACUCUGUCGGCUUCAGCUGUCAAAGUAAACAAGGUUCAAGAUGCUGUAUAAAUUUUCUGCAUGAACUCACCUGUCAAAUUUUGACCAAUCAGAGCAUAAAAAUUGGACGGUCGUAGAGCGUGAUCAACGCGUGACUAUGGUGAGAAAAGUGAAAAGCCUCUGUCUUCCCUGCUUGUAUUUUUAAAUCACUGGCUGAAUUUUCGCGUCCGAGAUCAGUUUGAAAUCAAAAUGUUAAUAACGCGGGGCCAUAGUGACAUUAACACAACGCUUUCUGUCAUCAUGUCAUUAUUUUGCUGCCGUUCUCUUUGCCUUUGUAUUUCUCUUUCGCGUUGCCUUUGUCUGUUCAUUCUAGCUCUGUCUCGUUCUGCUUGCCGGCGUUUUUCACUAUAAUUUUCUCUCCUUCUUCUCGCUCUGACUCUUUCUACUUGCCGACUUUCUUCGCUAAAAUUUUGUCUUCUUCUUCUACUUCUAACGCGCUCUCUUUGGCGAUCGUCUUCCCUUGUUCUACGCGUGUUGACUCUUGUUCUCUGCUUAAAACCUGUCGUCUACACGCUAAAAUCUCUCUGCUGUUGUUUUUUGACAUAAUAGCUUUCGUAAGUUGUAAUAAAAAGUUAUAAAGGCUCUGUCGAAAAAUCUUUUUGCUAAGUUGCUUUGAAAUUUCUUUUUUCAAAACCAGUUGCUCGAUAUAAUUGCGCGACGUUGCGCCAUACGAUUUCCCGCCAAAAAAAUCUCUACUUUCCCCUUCCCCAAGAGUCCAUGCGGACUACUUUCCACUACCCGGAAAGUCCGUACGGACGGACGUACGCUGACGUCAUAACCAAAAUUUCUCGGAUGGGUAGUUUAUCUUAGUUAUGGUGCUCCGCUAUAAUUAUCCGAUUCCUAGUGUUACAGUGCGAGAUAUUAGUAAAGUCGCCGCAUUGGCAUCUCCUUCGGUUUUCUAUCAGCACAAAAUAUAUGUGCAACCUCUACAAUUCUAUAAUUGUGCUGUUAGUGCUACAAAUCGUCUGUAAAAAAGUUUCAAAUCCCCCAUUCCGACUGCCUGAGGUUCUCCCUAGCUUUUAUCAUGAAGAGAUGAGAACGAGUGGGGAAACUGAUCAGCUAUCAGCCGACGUGGUAAUAAAUUGUUGUAUUUCGCGUGGUGUAAUGCAAGAGAUAAAUUUUAUUUUUCAAACGUUUUACUUCCUUGUGGUGGUUUAUUUAAGUGGGCCUGUAACAAAAACUAAGGUGAAUGAGCAAAUUCAGCGGCCGGUUCGAUGCCACUUACUUGCAAAGUGUUGUGAAGGGCUGUAUUAAUUUACUUGCACAUGCAUCACCCAAGAUUUGGCUCUUUAUUAAACUGGUUCGUCUUUAUUUUUGCAACAAUUUUCAGUUAGAGGGUUAAGAAACACUCGUGGUGUAGAAAGACUCAUAGCCAAUGUACUCUUGUAUCGUGAUCUCCCACAAAAGAAUCAAAUAACCCGAGUUUGUAGCAAAAUAGUAAAGUUAGUGGCAUUUCCUUUACUUGUAAGCUGUAAACACUUCUGAGCUUUUUGGGACGAGUUCCUUGCUUUUAUUAAUUUACUUUUAUUUCUCCAGUUUCAGCACCGGGCGGAAACAAUCCUGAUUACCAGUAUGAUCCAAUGGAUCCACUCAACUUCUACCACUUAAAAGGCUUAGAUUUUUUUGACAUGGAUAAGGAGUCCCCCUUCGAUUUGAAGGUAUAUUCAAUUAUCCUGACAUGACAUAGGUUUAAGUUGUAGUUAGGACUGUUGUUAACUGAGUUGUAACUGAGUUGUAUAGUGUCAGUUGAUGGUAUUAUUUUUUAUUAUCGAAUUGAUUGGUCGUGAUGUUAAAUCGUAAUGUUAUUGAUCGCUUGUUAGUUAAGCGUUGUUGUUAUUUGUCGUUAGCCCAAGAAGUAUCUAAACGUUCGUGGCUCGCUUUGGUCCGUCCUUUUUCAUUGUUAUAUCCCAGUUGUCGCUGUACUGUGGGCCAUAUUAUCGGUUUUUCAUGGUAAGUUUUGUUUGAGAUCGUCAAUAAGUCGUCUGUGUGGUGCCGGUAACUGCUGACUGAAGAGUUCAUAUGCGUUUCUUCUUCGAAUGUAAGCAAACCAAAAGUGAGUCGUUGGUUGUAGUCAGUAGAGUACCUCUACGUAAUUCAUUCAGCAGAGUUCCAGUGGAUACGGUGGUUUGACUGUACUAAAUGUCAAUCUAUGAGCAAUUUUAUUUUUAGCCUGACCAUUUCUUUUCGCUCGUUUUUUUAUGUCGGUCCUGUGUUAAGGUUUCUGCCAGUCUCACCAAUGUAAGUGGCCUGGUAGUCUUAGUUUUUGGUCUGUGUCGGUCGACGGUCUGUCCUUGUCUAUAACGUCCGCUAGCAGUCUUUGUAUACUGGUGAUCGGUUUGUAAGCGACAAGUUCGUUUUGGGAUAGUUGUUUUUGGAACCUCGCAUGCAUAAUCAGUUUGUCUGAUCUAGUUUUAGUAAUAAAUGUUACUUCAAUCUUUUAUAAUAACUAAUUUGUCACCAGUGUGAAGUUAACAAAAUUACCUCUUUGGUAGGAUGUACGGGGUGUGUUGCCGGAAGAUUUGACAAAUUCAGAUCAGUUGUUUAGCACAGCCACGGACGUCUCUCCUGAAUUUCCUGUAAGUGAAAGUACAAGAAGUGCACCGAGCUCUGUAACAAAAAUAAUUAUAGGGAGCCCAAACUUCUUAACCUGUAAAUCCAGGGAAUCCAAACCCAGAAUUUUCGUUAAGUGCCCAAAAUGGCGCCUUGUAAACGUAGAGCAAAGCUUACGUGUAACGAAAAGCUUGUCCAAAAUCACGUUAUUAGUGUUUAGAAGGAUUUGGUGUGUCUUUGUUUUUACAUUUUGUACGUAAGGAAGUUUCCUACUGAAGGUAGGUUUGACUUCCGUCCAUUAUUUGUUACCAUAGCAAUAAGAAUGAGAUUAUCGAUCUUUUUCAUUAAUGUAGGCCUUUAUAACUGGGCUAUAAAUGUAUGAAGUAACCCACUCAAUUCUCCACCAUGUACUAUAAACGAUCUGACCUAAAACAAAAAGGUUUCUAUUCUGCUUUUGUUAAUUUCAAUAUUUUUUUUCCAACUCAAAUAAAUGAAUAUAGCGAAUAAGGGUGCUAUUCGUUUUGCUGUUAUCACUACUAGUUACAAAUUUAACGACCUGGGCCCAGUUGUUCGAGGGCCGAUUAGCGCUUAACUCAUUGUUAAAUUUAACCCCGGUUUCCUUUUCUUGUGUUCAAAAGCAUUUUCUCGGAUAAUUUUCUCUGUUAUUUUAACAGCUUCCAAUCAUCAACUCUUAGACAAAAAGACUUAAAACUGAAAUGCUUAAGCUUUCAAAUCUUAAUUCAAAUCUCGCUCUAACCCUGGGUUAUCUUAACCCAGCUUUGAACAACUCGGCCCUGAUGUUUAAGCACUAUAACUUUUAAGCCAAACUGUUGGUUCUAUCAUUUUGUGACUAUACCAGAUAACUAUCCCAGAUGCUUCAGGAGGUGAAACUGAUCGUGGUUACUCGUCAUCA